Messenger RNA from Corythoichthys intestinalis (scribbled pipefish), 2103 nucleotides. RefSeq names its product major facilitator superfamily domain containing 14Bb (gene slc71a2b). Gene Ontology annotation, biological process: transmembrane transport. Gene Ontology annotation, cellular component: membrane. The record is from RefSeq and is a predicted model, not a curated record. Bases 435 to 1865 code for a protein of 476 amino acids. Gene Ontology annotation, molecular function: transmembrane transporter activity. NCBI's taxonomy places the organism in Eukaryota, Metazoa, Chordata, Actinopteri, Syngnathiformes, Syngnathidae. The transcript has 12 exons.
UAUCUACGAGCCGGAGGAUUCGCCUUUUGGGGAAGUGAGUGAGUGAGAGUGCGUUUAGUAAACCUUAGUUUACCUUAGUCUCUAUGUCUCUAUGAUGACACAAAGAGCUCUUUAGGAAGGAAAACUCGACGUUGUCGUCACGUAUUUUACAUUUGCACAUGAAAGGUUUGUCUUAACCGAUAAUGACUCGGCCGGUAUUAACACUCAACCCGUGAUUCGUUCGAGCCGAGUCUCGUGGGACCAUUUGACACCGCAAUUGCGGGACGCCCGAACGAGGAAAACGGACGUUGCUUUGAGUGGCCUGACUGAGCAGCACGCCAAACUUGGAACUAGGUGACACGCUGGAAGAGACUCAUCCAGUCCGAGGAGGAGGCUGUGGCGAUGCCCGAACAUGUGAGCUGAACGCCGGGAAAGCCGACAUCGACAACGACAUCAUGCUGGUCCGGAGCCCUCAUGUGCGCGGAAGGGCCAGGGUGACGCACGCCGUCAUCGUCAUCUUCCUGGAGUUCUUCGCAUGGGGGCUGCUGACCACACCCAUGCUGACGGUACUCCACGAAACCUUCCCGCAGCACACAUUCCUCAUGAACGGACUCGUGCAAGGCGUCAAGGGUUUCCUGUCAUUCCUGUCCGCUCCCGUGAUCGGCGCCCUGUCUGACAUCUGGGGCAGGAAGUCUUUCCUUCUGAUGACCGUGUUCUUCACAUGCGCCCCCAUCCCCUUUAUGAGGAUCAGCCCCUGGUGGUACUUUGCACUGAUCUCUGUGUCAGGAAUCUUCUCCGUGACAUUCUCCGUGAUCUUCGCCUACGUCGCCGACAUCACGGAUGAGCAGCAGAGGAGCACGGCGUACGGCCUGGUGUCUGCGACAUUUGCGGCCAGCCUGGUGACGAGCCCCGCCAUCGGCGCGUACCUGUCGUCGCAGUACGGAGACAGCCUGGUGGUCCUGGUCGCCACGGUGAUCUCGGUGGCCGACAUCGCCUUUGUCUUCUUCGUGGUGCCCGAGUCGCUGCCCGACAAGAUGCGACUGACCACGUGGGGUUUCCCGCUCUCGUGGGAGCAGGCGGACCCCUUUGCCUCGCUGCGUCGUGUGGGCAAAGACUCGACAGUUAUGCUCAUCUGCGUCACGGUCUUCCUGUCGUACCUGCCGGAAGCCGGGCAGUACUCCAGCUUCUUCCUCUACCUCAAACAGGUCAUUGACUUUUCUCCCGCUGCCAUUGCCGCCUUCAUCGCCAUGGUUGGCAUACUGUCCAUCAUUGCACAGACGCUGCUCCUCAGUGUACUGAUGCGCACCUUGGGCAAUAAGAAAACGGUCCUGUUGGGUCUGAGUUUCCAGCUGCUGCAGCUGACCUGGUACGCCUUCGGUUCUGAGCCCUGGAUGAUGUGGGCGGCAGGCACAGUAGCAGCCAUGUCAUCCAUCACCUUCCCGGCCAUCUCGGCCUUGGUUUCACACAGCGCCGCCCCGGAUCAACAAGGUGUGGUCCAGGGCAUGAUCACAGGCAUCCGAGGCCUAUGUAAUGGUUUGGGCCCGGCUCUGUAUGGAUUCAUUUUCUUCCUCUUCAAUGUGGAGCUCAGCGACGACCAGACCGCAGAAGGACGAGACACGCAACACAUUAAGAAGUCGACCGUUCCCGGACCCCCUUUCCUGUUCGGCGCCUGCACGGUGGUCUUCGCGCUCAUCGUGGCCGCGUUCAUCGUCGAGCGUCCGCCCGCCGCCGCCGCCAUCAAGACGUGCUCGGUCAGGAAGUCGAGCGGCGUCGGCGGCACGCCCGCCGCCGCGUCCUGUGCACGCACUCAAGAUAGCGGAGCCCAGGCCACCCCCGCCAGCGACGCCGAGGAUAUCGAGCCGCUGUUACAGGACAGCAGCAUGUGAUUGUCACGACACUAAACAUAUCGGAGAGGUCCAAGCAUCGCUGUAAGCAUGGCGAUCGCCACGUCCUGUUUCCUUGGAAACGCCACUUGACUAUUGAUGAAUUUUAAUUUGAAAGAACUCAUUGGAGCAAUUUCCUGUUCCAUUGGCAUGUUUUUUAGCCAAAUACACUUGUUGUGAUGUCAUCAAAUGUUUUUGUCCUUUUAUUAAACUGUUACUAAAACUGAAAGAUGUACUGUGA